AUGACGUCCAAUGCCACCUUCCGCUUAUCUUUCUUUCUUUCCUUCUUCCUUACCUUCUUUCUUUCUCUCCUUCUUUCUUUCUUUCUUUCUAUCUUUUUUUCCUUUUUCCUUCCUUCUUUCUUUCUUUCUUUCUCGUUUAUACCCGCAUUUCUUUCAUUCUUUCUUUCUUUCUUUUUUUCACCUUAUUUUUUUUCUUUCUUUCUUUCACCUUAUUUUUCUUUCUUUUUCUUUCUUUCUUUCUUUCUUUCUUUCACCUUAUUUUUCUUUCUUUCUUUCUUUCUUUCACCUUAUUUUUCUUUCCCUCUUUCUUUCUUUCACCUUAUUUUUCUUUCUUUCUCUCUUUCUUUCUUUUUUUCUUUCACCUUUAUUUUUUGUUUCUUUCUUUCUUUCUUUCUUUUCCAUCUUAUUUUACAUUCUACCAAAUAUCUUUCUUUCUUUCUUUCUUUCUUUCUUUCUUUCACCUUAAUUUUUUUUUUUCUUUCUUUCUUUCUUUCUUUUCUUUUCUUUCUUUCUUUCUUUCUUUCACCUUAUUUUUUUUUUCCUCUUUCUUUUCUUUUUAUUUUUUUUUUCUUUCUUUCUUCUUUCUUUCACCUUAUUUUUUCUUUCUUUCUUUCUUUCUUUCUUUCUUUCUUUCUUUUCCAUCUUAUUUUACUUUCUACCAAAUAUCUGUCUUUCUUUCUUUCUUUCUUUCUUUCUUUCUUUCUUGUCAAAAUCGACCGGUCACUCGGUGCCCGACAUCAUGAACGCUUUUUUUUAUUGGAGUGGGGGAGGAACCUCUCUCUCUCUCUCUCUCUCUCUCUCUCUCUCUCUCUCUCUCUCUUACUCCUUUACAAAACGCAUAACAUUCGAACAUUAAUAAUUUUUUAUCUAUCUAUCUAUCUAUCUAUCUAUCUAUCUAUCUAUCUAUCUAUCUCAGCAUAUAUUGGUUUGCUUUGCUUUGUUUUAUGGCAUAUCAACCUCAAUGGGUUAUUUAAUGCCGGCAAGAUUUUUGUUGCUGGUAAUAUUUUUAUCUAUCUAUCUAUCUAUCUAUCUAUCUAUCUAUCUAUCUAUCUAUCUAUCUAUCUAGCCCAAUUUUUAAUCUUUCUCUCCUUAUCUAUCUAUCUAUCUAUCUAUCUAUCUAUCUAUCUAUCUAUCUAUCUAUCUAUCUAUCUCAGCAUAUAUUUGUUUGGUGUCGUGACCAUUGCUUAUACCGCCGGCUUCGCUGCUUCCCGCUUCUUUUUCAAGCAACCACACUCUUCAUAA
Messenger RNA from Acanthosepion pharaonis, 1242 nucleotides. Lineage: Eukaryota; Metazoa; Mollusca; Cephalopoda; Sepiida; Sepiidae. The record is from the annotation of a GenBank genome assembly.